AUGGAAGCCACGACUCUCAACGUCGCAGCACCCCCGUUUCAGCCUGGCGGAGGCUUCAGCGGCAAUCCUCCCACAGCUCGUCAACCUUUACCUCUACAGAUGCCACCUUCCGCAUCAGGUCAAGCAACGCCCUUACAGGAACGCAAUGGUCAGCAAAUGCUAUCGCAGAUCCAGAAUCAGAUGGUCCCAGGCGGCGGAAUUCCUGGUGGCACAAUCUCUUUGAGCGCCAACUCUCGACCCUUUGUCCCAGGAGGUGCAAAUGCGCCGAUUUUCAAGACUCAAACGCCCACCACCCCAUAUCACCCUGGACCUCCUUCCGUCUCAAAUGUCUCCAGAUCGCCUCUGCCAGCUCACAGGCUAGGCCAUGGCAUCAGCCCAGCAAGCGUACAUCUUACCGGCUUGCCCGCCUUCCUUGCGACACCGCCCAUUAUGACCAACAUACCACCACAGGCUCUUGGCUUUGCAGGUCCACCCUCUCCGCUUUCACCACACGCAUCUGUACCUCCAAGUCCAUUUGUGAUGCCUCAAGGACAGCCCAAUUUCGGCUUGCCUCAUCCUGGCGGGCUCAUGAAUGGCAUCAAGCCACGAAAAGGCAAGGGCCCACAACCAGUCACUCCACUCAAAAGUACCGGCCACAACUCUACACCUUCCAUAUCCAUGAACCCAGCAGCUUUUGCCGCCAGUCUGGCAGCUUUAAAGGCUAAGAAGAAGGUCCUUGUCUCGGUGCCGAAUGAGCAGCCUCUGCCGGAGGAUGAAGAGCUUCUGGCCCAGGAGGAGCAACAUGCUGAGAAUCGACAGGAAUCUCGAGAGAUUGGCGAAGAACACGAUGCAACCUCCGACAAGCGCCAAGCUGCCAAGCGUCGUCAUGCUCGUGCAGCAGCUGCCACGCGACACAAGUGGGUACAGCGCCAACCUUGGAGCUCCGAGCAGCAUGAUCAAGUUCCAUGCAUCCAAGUGCCGGACGAUGCCGUCAUCACCUGCGAGAUUCACCCUGAGCCAUGGCCACACUCGCUUGGCUUGCCGGACACCAUUGAUAUCUAUCUGCCGGGGAUGAGUGCCUGGGACGAGUAUCAAGAGAUGCGCUACGAAGAGCAGCAGAUGGAAGCUGAAGCGGCUGAGCAAGAGGCCCUCUUGUCUCUGCCUCGACCCAAGCCAUUGCUGCCAUCGCAAUCCGCCACAUUCAACGCAGAUCACAAGGGUCGCAGCUUGUCCAUCUCCAGUCCGGCCGACCCAAGCAUGGUCAGCUUCAAGCUCAACCGUUUCUUGCAGUUGCAGCAAGAGUCUCAAAACAAUCCGAACAAGCCUAUCGACACCGACGAUCCUAAUCACCAACAGGACGGCGCAAAGCAUCAACCAUUUGAUCGGUUCAAAUCGGAUCUGCCGGAUCGCUUGCGUGACGCGUUUGCUCGCCGUCGUGGAGAGGACACGACAGAGCUGGGUGUCCGACCUUCGCCCAAGCACAUCCAUACUAUGUCGCUUGGCCUUCCCAGCUCCGGUGGUCCGUUCGGUCCUGAAGUAUUCAGUGCCCUGGACAUGAUCCGAGCCAACUCAGACGAAGGUCCCUCCAAGUCACCUUCCGAGACGCAUGACCUGCCAGAGAAGCCUCUCUCCGACUCAGAAGCCAUAUUUGGCAAGACAGAGCCAUUCCUAGCCCAAAUUGUCGAAGAUGUAGCCGAGGAAGAAGGACAGGAUGAGCUUGUGCAAUCUCCCUUGGAUGCGGCAAAGCAUUCAGGCAGUGGCAACUGGAAAGACUUGGGCAGAGGCUUCGGUUAUGAAGAGACUGAAGCCGGCGCUACUCACAGCCAUGGCCGGUCGCGAAGGCAUGUUCGACAAGCUUCAAGAAUCUCGGUGAGCACAUCUCACCGCGGUGGAGAAGAGAACGGCGACGAGCUCCCCUCGGAUGGUGAUAACGUCGAGAUUCGCACGAAUCCUAGCGAGGACGCUGACGCUUCUGACUUUGAAGAGGACCUCGACGAGUAUGGCCCUGAGCACUGGAAUGCUCGUCGCACCAGUGCCCAUCUUUCUGCUUUCGGCGAUGCUCACGAUCGUCACAACUACGACGACAUGUCGGAUUACAGCGAUGAUGACAGCUUGAGAGACUCGCUGACGCCUUCCGACGAGCAGUUCAGCAAUCCUUCGGACGAAGAAGCUGCAAAGGAAGAGCGUUUUUUACGUCGUCAACUUCGCGCUGAUGAACGAGCUGCUCGCCGAGAGCGAAAGGGCCGCCAGCGCGGUCGCGCCAACACAGACAACACCCUUCCCAGCAGCAGCAUCGGUGAGGGCGACUUGCACGGGCACACUCGCUACGACUUUGCAGAGGGCUCUGCCUAUUUGCAAUAUAACCCACAUGCUCGACGCUCGAUGCAGGCCGACAUCAUCAGCAAUCCCUCAGACGAGAUUCAAUCCGAUCUUGACGACACUGAAACCUUUGGUCACACCGAUCAGUCCAGACGCACGGACAAAGGGACACGAAUGAGCCAGGACUUCCGCUUCCCGCCGCCGAAACCCUCGGCAUCUCACGCGCAGCAGCAAGCGUACGGUGGGAACUCUACCUCAACCAAUGGUGCACCCAUGUCCGGCACUCUCGGACGAGCUUCCGGAAUGUCGAUGCUCAAUCCUGGAGCCAAGGAGUUCAAGUUUGGUGGAAACACGGGCGGCAAUGUUGCCAACAGAGCCGUGUCGGCACCUGUUGCCAGCAACAAAGAUACGCAUGGCGAUGGAGAGGCAGGACACUUCCGCCUGCCGAGCAUCAAGACUUCAAGCUUUGGAUCAGGCGCGCUUGGCGACAUACCAGCUAAUGCUCCUCACCUCAACGUCGGCGCCCCUUCUUUCACGCCCGGUUCGUUCACAUUCAAGUCUGCUGUGCGUCUGCAAGUGCCUGACUUGGAACGAGGUGCUUCACCCAGACCGGAAGGCGCAUCAAUAGGAAUCACUUGCAUUGUUGGAGACGAUGAAGCAGAGAAUCGGGAGAAGCAAGGUCGUGAGAAGCGCACCCGCUACGGUCCUAUCGACUACAACAGCGAAGACGAGCGAGAUGCCGAGUACAACAACAGUCCUCCCAGACCCAAGACAUCGGCAGCAAGUAUCGAAGGACCCAUGCGAGACUUCAGCACUCUGUCUAGACAAGGUCCACCUCCCUUCUUGCCACCUGGUUUCCAGCAGCAGCAGCGUGCGGUAUCGCACGAGUCCCGCUUCACCCCGGCUGCUCCUUCCUUCGUGCCGACAUGGGCUCGAGGUGCAUCUGAGGUCAGUGCCUCGACCAGCUUCAAGCGUCCAACACUCCCUGACUGGGGUCAGCAGGCACAGGGAGUUACCCAGCAGGAUGCAACUCCUUCGAUUCGGGAUCCUUCUUUCUUCACCAGACAGACCGGAACCAAGGCCAUUCCAAUUCGGCGACCGUCCGAGAACGAUCAGUCAGAGUCCAACAAUGCGAGUCGUUCGCCGCAACAGGAUUGCGCGCUCGGGCAGGGCCAGGCUUCGCAAGACAGGCUCUCAGUCGAGAGCGCUCCAGCCUCCUCGGCUGCUUCAGCUGAAGAUAACUGGAACCAGACUGUCGCCAACCCUGACUUGGGCCAGAACUCAACAGAGACGCUACGAGCUCCAGUGACGUGGGGUCGAGCUGCACGACCAGAGUCAGUCUGGCCAGCGGAGCGAUCACGACCCAUACAAAUCCCCGCCGGACCUCACAGCUACCAGUCCUCAGCCGCUUCCUUGGCAUCCGACAUCGGCGCAGGCUUAUCGGUGCGAUGGGGCGACCGACGCCCCUCGUCUAGCAUUGGCAUGUCAUCUGUAGAUAGGCGACUGCGACGAUCGGACCGUGAUUCACAUGGAAGGAUUGUCAGAGACGGCGACGAUGAAGACGACGAGGACGAAAGCCUCACCGACUUUGUCGAGGAGAUCGUAGAGCGCGUCGAUAAGGCACUGGAGGGAUGGGCCGGCAAGAUACUUGAUGAGGUCACCAUUAUGGGUCAGGUGCGUCCGCUUCCACGUGGUGCUGUAGCUGCAGCAGAUCUAUCCUUGGACCAAGACAAGAUUGUGCACGAACUCUCGAGGCGCAUGGAAGAGGUUCUGGACAAUCAGCUGGCUACUACGUUCUCAGCUCACGUACGAAAGUCCACUGACGCUUCAGAUGAAACGCAAGCUACUGUUCGACCCGGUCGACGCCGCAACCCUUCCGCAGAUGAGAAGAUGGCUGCUUCUGGUCUGGUCGAUGCGCCUGGCGAGUGGGACUUUGACUACGUGCAAGACGUCCUCGAGAUGAAGCUUGGCGAGUUCCGCCAGCAGAUUGAGGGGACCAUGGCGCAGGUCAUGCAGAAGGUGGAGUUGAGCCGCAACAACCUCGCUACCUCUGCUAAAGAGGAUGAGCGCAACAUCGAUGGCUUGAAGGGACUCAACACUUCCGGUGACAUGGUGGAAGCUGUCACUUCGCGCCUUGUGACCCAUCUUGCUACUUUGUUCGAGUCACACACCAACUCAGCCAAGCAAGUGCAGUCCGAGUCCGAGACCAAGCUCCAACAGGUGAUGCAGGCCAAGCUCGACGAGAACCUCUUCCUCCUUUCCGAGAAGAGCGCGGGAGACCGAUCCAAUAUCCAGCAGAUGCUCGAAUCCGAGCUGCACGGUCUAGAACGCUCCAUCGGCCAAGUCAGCGACUCCGUCAAGGAGCAACUAGAGUCUGCCCUGAAGGAGUGCUUGCCUCCUCUGCUCGAGGAUAAAGUGGCCAACGAGACAAGCUUGGCAGAUCGUCUUGCCAGCCAGCUCGGUCAAAUUCUCGGUCCUUUGCUAUCAGAAGAACGCAGAGGUCUACUGGAAGACACCCAGAGCAGUCAUGACCUCUUCCUUGAGGCUCUGCCGUCCCCCCUCCGAAUCGCUCAGUCGACCGUCAAGCUUAUGGACCCGAUCGUGCAGAGUCUCAAAAGCGAACCCGUCGACUCGGACGCGCUAGUCACCAGACUUGCAGAGGUGAUUGGCAAGCAAUCUAUCGAGCACAUGGUCGAUCUCAAUCCCGUCUUGGCCCUUCUCGAGCCGCUUAUCUCCAAGCAAGAAGAUGCUAGAUCGAUGAGCAAGAAAAUCCUCCAGCAGCAAGAAGACACCGAACGAACACUGUCGGAGCUUCCAGGUGCGAUCAAUGCCAAGACGGAGAUUUUUCUGUCCAGUGCUAGCGAGACGAGCGAGAAGCAGGGUCUCAUCUUGCAGCAGAUCGCAGAGAUCAAGUCGGAGCUCGAACAGAAGGCAAGUGCUUUGGGUACAGUCUCUGCGGCUGGUGACAAUCCGGAGCUUUAUGAAAAGCUUGAAGAUCUAGCACAGGGCAGGGGGCUGAUGCAAGAGACUGCUGAAAAGACGCUGUCUGAACUUGCUGGUGUUUAUCAAGUGCUCAAUAGCUCUUAUGAGGCACUCGAGCGUCUCGAGAAGCAGUACACUUCGACGGAGGAGGUGCACCGAGAGCUCACCACCAAGCUCGAGAAGCAAGCCGAAGCAAGCUCUGCGAUGGCACGAGAGCUCAGAGAGGCUGAAGCACGGGCUGCUCGCGCUGAAGCUGAAAAGGCUGAACUUGCUGCCAAGGUCACGUCGUCCGACAAGGAAUCUGCUACGCUUCGUGACCAGCUCGCGCAGAUGGCAGCCGAGCUGGCCGCUACCAAGGCUGAGCGGGCUAAGGAGCUCGAUGCGUCCAACAAAGCAGUCUCUGAAGCAGUCGCACGAGCCGACCGAGCAGAGUCCGCCUCCGCCGAAACACAAGACCGUAUGGGUCGUCUGCUCGAACAAGCCACCGUUGCCGAAAGGGAAGCUUACGAGUCCGCGAAAUCAGUCCUGGAACGCGCAUCCAAAGCAGAAGGUCAAGUGGGAGCACUCGAAAAGCGUAUUGCUGAACAAGACAGCAAGAUUGCCAACCUGCAACAACUAUCCGCUACUCAGAAGCAGAAAGCUGCACAAAGCCACCAAAAGCUCGCUGAGGGAGAGAAGAGGGUGAAGGAGCUGGAGGCUAAAGCUGAUCAGUUAUCGGAGGCUACUGUUCGACUCGGUGUGCUUGAAGUCAAAGCUGUCGAGCUAGAGGAGACGAAGAAGAAACUCGCAGAGGGCGAAGAGCGAGAAACACACAUGCGAGAGGAGAUCAGGAGGUAUGACGAGAGGUUCAGCGAGAUGGAACGCGAUCUUGUUACGCUGAAGGACGGGUUCGUGGAGAAGACGGUGCAUAAGAAGACCCAAAAGCAGUUGCAGGAAAGUGAGAAGUUGGUCGAGCAGCUCAAAGCUCAAAUUGAAGCUAUACAAAAGCAAACAACAGCUGAAAAAGAAUGGGAAGCAGUCGAGUCGCUCCAGCCUCCCACUGGUGCCUGGGCAUCAAUGCACGCCCCGAAGUUAUCGAAGGGCGGUUUGAGGGUCAGUAACGGUAGUGUUUCGGCUGAUACUUUAGGGGAGCUGGUGAUGGGGGUGAGAUCCUUUUCGUUCGCGUCUACGGGCAGUAGGAAGGAAGUCGAGGUUGAUGAAGGUGGAUGGUGGUCCUAG
Ustilago hordei is the source of this 6498-nucleotide messenger RNA. RefSeq lists its product as uncharacterized. The transcript is spliced from 2 exons. Bases 1 to 6498 code for a protein of 2165 amino acids. The record is from RefSeq and is a predicted model, not a curated record. NCBI's taxonomy places the organism in Eukaryota, Fungi, Basidiomycota, Ustilaginomycetes, Ustilaginales, Ustilaginaceae.